AUGCCAAUCACGAUUCUACAGCCUUCCCUGGCAAGGGAGCCAGCGGUACAUAACCACAAUUCAGACAGCGAGUCGGACUCUGAGGGCGGUGUUGAUCUAGACGGCGACAUUUCCAUGAGCCGCCCCACCAAGCGAGUACGAAGGACAGAAGCGAUCUUGACGCCUGGUGAGGUUAUAACCGAGGAUCCCCAAUGGAUGCGAGGCCAUGGAACCUAUACCUUGCCCGACCCGCCGCAAAUCGUUGCUUCGGUCGCCGGAACGCUCUCCAAAACGAACAAGCUGCUCUCUGUGAGACCGCUCCGUGCCCGCUAUACACCCGAGAUUGGAGACUUGGUGGUCGGCCGUAUUGUCGAGGUGCAAGCUCGCCGAUGGAGGGUGGACGUGGGAUCGGCUGUGCUGGCCCAGCUUCCUCUUUCCGCAAUCAACCUUCCGGGUGGUAUUCAGAGACGUCGAACCGAGACCGAUGAGCUGCAAAUUCGGACAUUCUUCAGCGAGGGCGAGUUUCUCAAAUACGGCAAAUUACGAAACGGAGUAUUCAUGGCAGUCAGCGGAACGGGUGGUGGCGGCGGUGUCGUGAGAGCCAGGAGACACGCUUUCACAAUUGAGGUGGCUGGCUCGGACAGCGGCAACGAGAAGAUGGAUGUAAUCCUCGGCGUGAAUGGCUACAUUUGGAUCGCCAGACACAUCGAAGGCGAGGGCGCAGCGGCUGAAACAAGCGGACCUGGAAUCACGAGAAUCGAGGAGAAUGUGGGACUUAAUGUCUACUCGAGCCAGAAUGACCCCAUAUCACUGGACACGAUGCGCGAGAUCGCCCGGGUCAGGGGUGUCAUAACGGCACUCGUCGAACAUGGGCUCCGCGUAGACGAAGAAAUGGUCGUCAAGGGUUACCAGGAAGCAGUAGAGAUGGCAAGAACGGACGGAAGUAACGACAACUUGUGGCUGGGUGGUGAGAACGGCAAGCGACUGGCCGAUGCUUUGGUCGGUCGGUGA
This is a messenger RNA of Pestalotiopsis fici W106-1, 990 nucleotides long. RefSeq lists its product as uncharacterized. The transcript has 3 exons. Gene Ontology annotation, cellular component: nuclear exosome (RNase complex); cytoplasmic exosome (RNase complex). The coding region runs from base 1 to 990 and encodes 329 amino acids. Gene Ontology annotation, molecular function: RNA binding. Gene Ontology annotation, biological process: exonucleolytic trimming to generate mature 3'-end of 5.8S rRNA from tricistronic rRNA transcript (SSU-rRNA, 5.8S rRNA, LSU-rRNA); poly(A)-dependent snoRNA 3'-end processing; CUT catabolic process. NCBI's taxonomy places the organism in Eukaryota, Fungi, Ascomycota, Sordariomycetes, Amphisphaeriales, Sporocadaceae. The record is from RefSeq and is a predicted model, not a curated record.